AUGAACCUCAAUAAGAUAGUCCAGUCUCCUCAUAAGAAGUUCGGUGAUAUCUACGCCACUAACGACGACGGAGACAAUGAUGCCGUCUCGGUAGAGAUAGACCUCGCGCAAAACGCAUUCGGAAAUGCAUCCCAAUACCACUCCAAGAAAAAACAAGCCAAAGAGAAGGAGAAACGUACUGCUGACACCUCUCAAAAGGCCAUCAAAUCAGUAGAAAAGGCUACCAAGGAGAAGGUCAAGGAUCUGCAACUGAGAACCGAGAUUGCCAAGUCACGCAAAGUGCUGUGGUUUGAAAAGGUAUGA
Sphaeroforma arctica JP610 is the source of this 303-nucleotide messenger RNA. RefSeq lists its product as hypothetical. The record is from RefSeq and is a predicted model, not a curated record. The coding region runs from base 1 to 303 and encodes 100 amino acids. Gene Ontology annotation, cellular component: RQC complex. The transcript has 3 exons. Gene Ontology annotation, biological process: ribosome-associated ubiquitin-dependent protein catabolic process; rescue of stalled cytosolic ribosome. Lineage: Eukaryota; Ichthyosporea; Ichthyophonida. Gene Ontology annotation, molecular function: tRNA binding; ribosomal large subunit binding.